Molecule: messenger RNA, 2232 nt
Organism: Geodia barretti
Lineage: Eukaryota; Metazoa; Porifera; Demospongiae; Tetractinellida; Geodiidae
Source: the annotation of a GenBank genome assembly
AUGGUGCGCCCCGGCAUCCCAAUCGAUGCUAGGCUGAGCGCCCGCGACUCCUUAGACCGCCAGGCCGCACACGAUGAAGAUCCUCGGCAUCGUCCUGGGCAGCAUCGUUCUGCUCGCCGCCCUCGCGGCGGUGCCAUCGCCUUCGUGUUCUUCCACUAUGGCCGCGACCUGCCGGAUCACAACCAACUAGCGGCCUACGAGCCGCCGGUGAUGACCCGGGUUCACGCCGGCGACGGGCGGCUGCUCGCCGAGCAUGCCCGCGAGAAGCGUCUGUUCGUGCCUCUCGUCGCCAUGCCGCGCCGGGUGAUCCAGGCCUUCCUCGCCGCCGAGGACAAGGCGUUCUACGAGCAUUUCGGGAUCGAUCCGCUGAGCGUGGCAAACGCGGUGGUCACGAACCUGGUCAAUCUGGGCGGCGACCGCAGGCUGGUGGGCGCGUCGACGAUCACCCAGCAGGUGGCGAAGAACUUCCUGCUCUCGGGCGAGCUCUCCUUCUCGCGCAAGAUCAAGGAAGCCAUCCUCGCGAUGAGGAUCGAGGAUACCUUCACCAAGGACCGGAUUCUCGAGCUCUAUCUCAACGAGAUCUAUCUCGGAGCGGGCUCGUAUGGGGUGGCGGCGGCGGCGCUCAACUAUUUCGACCGCUCCCUCAACGACCUCUCGCUUGAGGAAAUCGCCUAUCUGGCCGCCCUGCCAAAGGCGCCGAACAACUAUCACCCGGUGCGCAAGCGCGAGGCGGCGGUGGGGCGGCGCAACUGGGUGCUCGGCCAGAUGGUCGCGAACGGCGCGGUGGGCGGUCGCCGAGGCCGAGGCCGCGAUGCAGGCGCCGCUCCGCACCAGGGCGCGGGCGCCCGAGACCUUCGUCGAAGCCCCGCACUUCGCCGAGGAGCGGUGUUGGCGGUGGAGCCGGGCCGGGCCGUCAUCGGCUUCGCCAACGGCGAACGCGGCGUCAUCGCGCUCGACGACCUCAAGUGGGCGCGGAAGGCUCGCGGGAAGGGCAGGCUCGGUCCCGAAGUCACCGCGGCCCACCAAGUGCUGAGCGCGGGCGAUGUGGUGCCGGCCGAGCCGCUGGAAGGUCGGGACGGCGCCUUCGCGCUCCGCCAGAUUCCUGCGGUCUCGGGCGCUCUGGUGGCGCUGGACCCGCACACCGGGCGGGUGCUGGCGCUGGUCGGCGGCUUCGACUUCGCCACGAGCGAGUUCGACCGCGCGACCCAAGCCCGGCGCCAGCCGGGCUCGGCCUUCAAGCCGUUCGUCUAUCUCGCGGCGCUCGAUAACGGCUACACGCCGGCCUCCAUCGUGCUCGAUGCGCCGGUGGUGAUCGACCAGGGCGAGCACCUGCGCAAGUGGAAGCCGGAGAACUACACGGAGCGGUUCUACGGGCCCAGCACACUCCGGGUCGGGCUCGAGGAAUCGCGCAACCUGAUGACGCUCCGCGUCGCCCAGGACAUCGGCAUGAAGACCGUCGCCGACUACGCCGCACGCUUCGGGCUCCACCCGGAUCUGCCGGAGGUGCCCUCGGCCGCCCUCGGCUCGCUGGAGACGACGCCGCUCGAUCUCGCCGCCGCCUACGCCAUGCUGGUCAACGGCGGGCGCAGAAUCGAACCGGCUUUCGUUGAGCGAAUUCAGGACCGCAACGGCCGCACGGUCUACCAGCGGGAUGCACGCGAUUGCGACGGUUGCCGGCCUGGCGAAUGGCAGCACCAGCUGCCGCCUGCGCUGCGCGACACGCGCCCCGUGAUCGCCGAUCCACGCACCACGUACCAGGUCGUAUCCAUGCUGGAGGGCGCCGUGCAGCGCGGCACCGGCCGCGUGCUUAGCAAGCUGGGCGCGCCGGUCGGCGGCAAGACAGGGACCACCAACGAGUUCCGCGAUGCUUGGUUCGUGGGCUUCACCCCUGAUCUGGUUGCCGUGGCCUAUGUCGGAUUCGACCAGCCGCAAUCGCUGGGGCGGAAGGAAUCGGGGGGCCGGGUCGCGGCGCCGAUCGUGCGGGACUUCUUCGCCGCGGCCUUGGCCGGCAAGCCGGCCGUGCCCUUCCGGGUGCCGCCGGGCAUCCGUUUUGUGCGGGUCGAGCGCGAGACCGGCUCGUUGCCUGGCCCCGUCAGCGAUGACGUGAUCGUCGAGGCGUUUCUGCCCGGCACCGAACCGACACAGCGGGCCGCGCUGAGGCAGAGCGCUGGCCCGGAUGGCAUGCUGGAAACCGGCGCGGUUCCGUUCGAGGGGUUGGGCGCCGUAUAUUGA